AUGGCUUUCCUAAUGAAAAGUGUGUUGAGCAACCAGGUAAAGAAUUUGGGACUUGGAGGUGGAGGGGAAGAAAACAAAGAAGAAAGCACUCCUUCCGACCCAGCAGCCGCUGCAGGAAUGACCAGAGAGGAGUAUGAGGAAUAUCAAAAGCAAGUGGUUGAGGAGAAGAUGGAAAGAGAUGCAGCCUUUGCACAGAAAAAGGCAGAGAGAGCCUGUCUGAGGGUUCAUCUGAGAGAAAAGUACAGACUCCCUAAGAGUGAAUUGGAUGAGAAUCAAAUACAGAUGGCUGGAGAUGAUGUGGGUUUGCCAGAAGACCUUCAGAAGAUGGUGGCAGAAGAUCAGGUAGAAGAAGAGGACAAGGACUCUAUCCUGGGACAGUUGCAGAAUAUUCAGAAUAUGGACAUGGAUGCGAUCAAAGAAAAGGCACAAGCCACCUUCACUGAAAUGAAACAGGCUGCUGAGCAGAAGUGUUCUCUGAUGUAG
Messenger RNA from Cygnus atratus (black swan), 483 nucleotides. RefSeq names its product complexin 4 (gene CPLX4). The transcript has 3 exons. The record is from RefSeq and is a predicted model, not a curated record. Gene Ontology annotation, molecular function: syntaxin binding. Gene Ontology annotation, biological process: synaptic vesicle exocytosis; regulation of neurotransmitter secretion; neurotransmitter transport. Bases 1 to 483 code for a protein of 160 amino acids. NCBI's taxonomy places the organism in Eukaryota, Metazoa, Chordata, Aves, Anseriformes, Anatidae. Gene Ontology annotation, cellular component: SNARE complex; terminal bouton.